Oncorhynchus masou masou (cherry salmon) is the source of this 5092-nucleotide messenger RNA. RefSeq names its product ras-related protein Rab-5A-like. The record is from RefSeq and is a predicted model, not a curated record. Gene Ontology annotation, molecular function: GTPase activity; GTP binding. Gene Ontology annotation, cellular component: endosome; Golgi apparatus. Lineage: Eukaryota; Metazoa; Chordata; Actinopteri; Salmoniformes; Salmonidae. The transcript has 6 exons. The coding region runs from base 230 to 880 and encodes 216 amino acids.
CUAGUAAAAGGGGAAGUUGCAAAAAGAAAGAAAAAGGAGGAGACGUGAUCGGGGUUGUUGAAAUUAUUUGUAUGUGCAACAAUACGUAUCUGUCCGCACUGCGACCUUUAUUUUGUGUAUAGACUCGUGUGUGGUAUUCUGUGUUUGUCAACCGCCUGGCACUCAGCUGAAGCCCUGACAGCAUAGUCAGACGUGCGGGACAAACACUGACCGGGGAUCUGACUAGGCCAUGGCCAACAGAGGAGGAGCUACGAGACCCAACGGGUCUAACGCUGGUAACAAGAUCUGCCAGUUCAAGCUGGUACUUCUGGGGGAGUCGGCAGUGGGCAAGUCCAGCCUGGUGCUCCGCUUCGUCAAGGGACAGUUCCACGAGUUCCAGGAGAGCACCAUUGGAGCGGCCUUCCUGACCCAGACAGUGUGUCUAGACGACACGACGGUGAAGUUUGAGAUCUGGGACACGGCAGGACAGGAGCGCUACCACAGCCUGGCGCCCAUGUAUUACAGAGGGGCGCAGGCCGCCAUCGUGGUCUACGACAUCACAAAUGAGGAGUCAUUUGCGCGGGCCAGGAACUGGGUGAAGGAGCUGCAGAGACAAGCCAGCCCCAACAUUGUCAUCGCCCUGUCUGGCAACAAGGCUGACCUCGCCAGCAAGAGAGCCGUGGACUUCCAGGAUGCCCAGUCAUAUGCAGACGACAACAGCUUACUCUUCAUGGAGACGUCGGCCAAGACGUCUAUGAAUGUGAACGAGAUAUUCAUGGCUAUUGCAAAAAGAUUGCCCAAGAGCGAGCCUGCGGCCACAGGAGCUAACAGCGGGCGGAACAGGGGCGUCGACCUAACGGAAGCCGCCCAGCCAACUAAGGCCCCCUGCUGCAGUACUUAAAGCGAAAUCUCCCCCCCCCCACACUGCAGUAACUAAUGUGAUGACCCCGCCCGCCCAAAACUCUCUGAUCUGCAGCAUUGAAAAAAGAUGCUCUUUGAACCCCCGUCCCAUUCUACCCUUCUCCUCCUCUCUGCAGUAACUAAUGCAAAGCAACACCCUCUUCUCUAGUUCUCUCAACGACACCCUGCCCCUCCCUCUCCGCUCUACUGGUUCUGCUGUUACUAAUUGAGACACCUCACACCUUCCUCCUUCUUUUCUGAAAUUAGUGCCCGCCUUCCCUACCUCAUUCUUCCUGACUAUUGGCAAGCAGCAGGACUAAGGGACGGGACAACUCUGAUGGUGGUCUCAUCUCCUGGGUAUAGCUACAGACUAUCGCUCUGUGUUUCUAACACAGUCUCUGUCCUUUCUGUCUGUUUUUUUGUUUUGUUUAUUUUUUUAUCGUGGGAAUUAUGGAUGCAUGUAUCACUACAUGGCCUAACUUGAUGAUGAGAAAAAAUCUGUGUUAACUUUAUUCAGCGGCACAAAAACAUAUAUUUGAGAAGGAGAGAGGCUCCAAAGGUUUGUGAGGGCUAAUUCUAAAGAUAAGACUGUUUAGCAGUGGUCUUGGGUUCCUUCUAGUUUCUCUCUGUUGUUCUCUGUCUACCCUUAUCUGUCUCUUGAGUAAUGUAUUCAUAUGCUUUGCCCACUAAACCUUUAGUAGUGCUAGUAUAGAGUUUAUCCCUUCUGUCUCUCUUUGUCCCAUCCCAGGGCCUUGCCUGCUUCUAAUGCUCAGCCCCAAAUCAAACCCUAACCCCUUAGGUACUUUAUGUAGGUCUGAGAGGAUUUGUGAUCUAAACAAUCGGGUGAACAUUCCACCUAGCCUAUCGGAGGGCAAGGUGGAGCGAUCCCCAUAAUGCUCAUAUUCAAUUCUCUCAGGUCUACCUAAGGGGUUAGAGGGCAAUUUGGGAUUGGGCAUAGCUGUCCUAGUGGCAUUGUGCAAUGGUUCACAGUAUUGGCUCUGUGAUUUCUUCAGUGUCUGCAAGGACCUUCACACUGCAAAGCAACCUGCCUUCACACCCACCCCAACCCUACCUACUAUCACCACCUUACCCCCACCAACCCUACCUGCUAUCACCACCUUACCUGCUAUCACCACCUUACUCCCCCCAACCCUACCUACUAUCACCACCUUACCCCCACCAACCCUACCUGCUAUCACCAACUUACCUGCUAUCACCACCUUACUCCCCCCAACCCUACCUACUAUCACCACCUUCCCCCCUCAACCCUACCUGCUAUCACCACCUUACCUGCUAUCACCACCUUACUCCCCCCAACCCUACCUGCUAUCACCCUCUUACCCCCCCAACCCUACCUACUAUCACCACCUUACCCCCAUCAACCCUACCUGCUAUCACCACCUUACCUGCUAUCACCACCUUACUCCCCCCAACCCUACCUGCUAUCACCCUCUUACCCCCACCCAACCCUACCUACUAUCACCACCUUACCUGCUAUCACCACCUUACUCCCCCCAACCCUACCUACUAUCACCACCUUACCCCCACCUAACACUACCUGCUAUCACCACCUUACCUGCUAUCACCACCUUACUCCCCCCAACCCUACCUACUAUCACCACCUUACCCCCACCCAACCCUACCUGCUAUCACCACCUUACUCCCCCCAACCCUACCUGCUAUCACCCUCUUACCCCCCCCCCCAACCCUACCUGCUAUCACCCUCUUACCCCCCCCCAACCCUACCUGCUAUCACCACCUUACCCCCACCAACCCUACCUGCUAUCACCACCUUACCCCCACCAACCCUACCUGCUAUCACCACCUUACUCCCCCCAACCCUACCUGCUAUCACCCUCUUACCCCCACCCAACCCUACCUACUAUCACCACAGUAUGGCAACGGGCCUCUGAGACUUGUUCACAUGUUCACCUCACCCGCCCCCUGAAUGCCAAGUCUCCAGACCCCUUUCCAUCCUGACCUGAUGGUCUCUGUCAGAGGGAGGGGUUACAUCCUGAUCCAUUCUGGUUACAAUGUCAGCUGAUGUUCAUUACGUCUCAACAUGUAAUGGAUGAGAUUAGGUCAUGGUUCAGGUUAUGAUGCCUGUCCAGCUGUAAACAAGAUGCUGGCUGGAAGGCAGCUGUUUUCCACUUGGAGAGACAGGGGAACAUGGUGAGGUGACCUCUGUAGGUGUUGAGACAGGGGAACAUGGUGAGGUGACCUCUGUAGGUGUUGAGAGUAGGGAACAUGGUGAGGUGACCUCUGUAGGUGUUGAGAGUAGGGAACAUGGUGAGGUGACCUCUGUAGGUGUUGAGAGUAGGGAACAUGGUGAGGUGACCUCUGUAGGUGUUGAGAGAGGGGAACAUGGUGAGGUGACCUCUGUAGGUGUUGAGAGAGGGGAACAUGGUGAGGUGACCUCUGUAGGUGUUGAGAGAGGGGAACAUGGUGAGGUGACCUCUAGGUGUUGAGAGAGGGGAACAUGGUGAGGUGACCUCUAGGUGUUGAGAGAGGGGAACAUGGUGAGGUGACCUCUAGGUGUUGAGAGGGGGAACAUGGUGAGGUGACCUCUGUAGGUGUUGAGAGAGGGGAACAUGGUGAGGUGACCUCUGUAGAUGGUGAGGUGACCUCUGUAGGUGUUGAGAGUAGGGAACAUGGUGAGGUGACCUCUGUAGGUGUUGAGAGAGUGGAACAUGGUGAGGUGACCUCUGUAGGUGUUGAGAGUAGGGAACAUGGUGAGGUGACCUCUGUAGGUGUUGAGAGAGUGGAACAUGGUGAGGUGACCUCUGUAGGUGUUGAGAGAGGGGAACAUGGUGAGGUGACCUCUGUAGGUGUUGAGAGAGUGGAACAUGGUGAGGUGACCUCUGUAGGUGUUGAGAGAGUGGAACAUGGUGAGGUGACCUCUGUAGGUGUUGAGAGAGUGGAACAUGGUGAGGUGACCUCUGUAGGUGUUGAGAGAGGGGAACAUGGUGAGGUGACCUCUGUAGGUGUUGAGAGAGUGGAACAUGGUGAGGUGACCUCUGUAGGUGUUGAGAGAGGGGAAGAUGGUGAUGUGACCUCUGUAGGUGUUGAGAGGGGGGAACAUGGUGAGGUGACCUCUGUAGGUGUAUGUGUCCCAAAUGUCACCCUAUUCCCCAAAUCGUGCACUGCUUUUGACUAAAGCCCUGGUCAAAAGUAGUGCACUAUAUAGGGAAUAGGGUGCCAAUCAGGACGUCUCUCUUUGUCAUGGUCACUUCCUCCCCUGUUCUUUAGGAAGUGCUGUGUGUGUGGGGUUGUGUGUACACAGAGGGAGACUGGACUGUUUGGUGAUAAAACAUCCUCAGAGACAACAAACACAGUCAGGCGCAGGUUUAUUUCUCUAAACCCUUCCAGAUCUAAAUAACACACACAAGCUAAAACACGGCUCACUCACACAUGUACACUUUUGUGUUAUUCUUAAACCCUGGACCUGUUACACACACACACACACACAACCCGUCCUGAUCAAUAACUCUGUCCAGGUCUCUUCCUCAUGCCUUGCACUAAUGAUUCUCAUGAAUAUAUCUUGUCAUAAUUACAGCCAGUGUGAUAUAAAUAUAUAUAUAAUAUACUGUACAUAGGGUAUUGCAAUGUAGUCUACUUUUUCCAUUUACAGUUGACAGGACUAAUGCUUGCUAGGGAGUUGUCUAGAUAAUCAUUAAAAAACUGUACAGUUAGCAGAAAACAGCUUCAGUGUGGGUUUGGAGUUGUUGUUCCCCCCCCCCCCCCCCCCCCACAAAAAUGUUUAAAUUAUAAUCGAUGGUGGUCUUUAUAAAUGUAAGUGUUAUUAACAAACAAAAGAUAUCUUGCAUUUCGUUAGUGGUCUGACUUAUACUUUAUUUCUCUAGAAAAGCUAAAUGAUUUUUUUUUUUUGGUUUCUAUUUUUUAACAUUCUCUCUCUCACAUUUCACUCAUUUGUGAGUGAUCUAAAGUUAGGAUGACCUGUCCAGUACUCCUCAUCCCACUAGAACUGAAGUCACACACAAUACACUGUCUGGCUGUUGAAUCCCUGUUGGAGCAAAGCGGAAAGGAUUUGAAAAAAAUUAACUUUCCGCUUGUCUUAUAACGUCUCAGUAGGAAUGUAACGACGUUGUGGGAACAAUGUUAACAACCUUAGUAGGAGAAGAAAGACGGCUCUGUUCUACUGUUGGGGUAUUAGCUGGUGGAUCAUGAUGAUGAAUAAAUGGAUUAACUCAUA